ACGAUCAGUAUAUUUAGAUAUUAUAAAUGUGCUAAAGGUGUUCCAUCCUUUCCCAUCCUACUAUAUAGUUAUCAACAUGGGCGGUUCAAGCAGCAGUGUUAUCCGACCCGAUCCUCCGAAAGAUAAUAGGCCUAUAUCUAGAGCGUCUACUUCUGGACCUGGAGUGCCACAUAUCCAAAAGAGAGACGUGGCAGUUGCAUGCAACAACUUGGUGGUAAAAUCUGUAACGAAAGACGAACUGCGACGUCUUACAUCGGCAAACCGCCAUUCACUUACAGACGGAAGCGUCACUGAUAACAGCGAGUCAGAAUUUGAUGGAAACAGUGCAUAUAUCAUACAAAAUGCUUCUAACAAUGGGGAAGGGGAUAACUCAUCAAGUGUGUUGGUCACAUGUAACAGAUUGAUGGUGUAUUUUGUAUCUAAUGGCAUUACUCGAGACUCCCCUGUAUAUCUAACCCCUGACAAUGAAUAUGAUGAAGGCACACAAUCUAUGGAGGAUUCUGAAACUGAAAGUAGUUUAGAAGAGGAUGAUGGAUCAACAGGUGGUUUGGGGAAUAUAGAAGAAGUUGAUGAAAAGGAUGAUAGUUCCAAUGAUGCGUCGGAGUAUGAAACAGAAGUUUCUGAGACUGUGACGAUAAAAAAUAAAAUUACCAUUACAAUGGAUUUCACUGAAGAAGUGGAAAAGGUGGUAAAAAGUCUUAAAAGGAAUGAAGACACUGUUAAAAAAGAAAAAAUCGAAGAGCAAAAGAAAUUUCUGCAUAAACUUUUUGUAAGAAGAGAAACCAGACAGCAAAUCAAUGCAGAGCAACAAACAGACUUUAAUCAGAAAUCUGUUGAUUUAUUUAUCAAUCCGAACGAAACAGAAGCACCAAAGCCUGAAGAACCUGUAACUAAAAAGAAAGCACUAUAUAGUGAAGAAAAUACUGCUUUGUUUUCUGAUUUGGAAAAAUAUGCGAUAAGUGUGGAUAAAGUGACAUCAUCAACUUUUACUUUUGCCGAUCUAAUGGAAGAACUUUUUAUUGGACAACUUACAGAUUUGGAGAAGGUGAGAAUAUUAUUCCACUGGAUAACUUCACAAGAUCUUAAUGCUAUAGAGUUUGAAGAUGAUAUUCCUGAAGACACCCCGCUAUUUUAUCUUCGGGCAAUCAAACAAGAGAAAGGAACUUACCCAGCGUUGUUUUUGCGAUUAUGCGGUGCUGCUGGUUUGCAUGCCAAAACAAUCAAAGGUUAUGUAAAGGGUGUUGGCUAUCAUCCUGAUCAUAAGUUUGGUGGUCCUGAUGAAACACUUUAUGGGAGUUGGAAUGGAGUCUUGAUUGAUGGACAGUGGAGAUUGAUUGACACACACUGGGGCUCUAGACAUAUAAUAGAGGAUGAUGAUUUAGAAAUCAAGGAUUGGAAUACAAAGUACAGAUAUGAGGAACAUUAUUUUCUCACUGAUCCUGAUCAACUAAUCAGCACUCACUUUCCUGAUGAUGUUGAAUGGCAAUUGCUGCGAAAACCAGUAACUCUUCAACAGUUUAAUGAUUCUGUAAGACACUGGCCAAUUUUCUACAAACUACAAAUGAAGUUAAAGUCACAUGACUCAGGUGUGGUCCUCACUGAUGAAUAUGGGUUUGUUCGAAUUUUAAUUGAACCUUCCAAGUUUGCUCGAACUGAUGCAAAAUUUAAAGCAAUACUUAAAACAAGAGAUAGGAAAAAGGAAAUUGAUAGAGUUCCUUUGAACCAGUACAUUCUACAAUACAGCGAGAGUCAAUAUGAGGUGUUUGAAAUCUACAUUCCGACACCUGGGAAGUACCAGAUAAGGAUCCAGGCUCUCUCCAAGAAAUUUUCGGAAAAUUCUUUUACCUGCAUGUCAGAAUACCAAAUUAACUGUUCUGACAAAAAAAUGUCUAAUGAUCAAAGUUUGUCCGCUGUCCCACCAUUUCCAAAUUCGAGUUCAUACUAUGGACCAGGAAAAGAAGUCUCACAACUCAACAUGACAGCAGUCUCUCAUAAAGGACCUGUUGUUCAAUGCGAUGAAAAUGGAGAAGCAAAAGCGGUUCUGCAGCUUCCUAAAGGAAAAGUUUGCUUAAAAUUCACUCAAAGUUUGUUCAGUGUAUUUAACGAUAAGGAUGGUAUGAAAAGUUUUUCAGUCCACACAAUUUUUGAACGAAACAAAAGAAAUGUUGUUGUUUUUCGAGUUCGCGCACCAACUUAUGGCAACUACUGUUUAAUGUUGUACCAGAAAACCAUUUCAGAUGCUGAAGACAACAAACCUUUAAACCAUUUCUGCUCUUAUUUGGUUGUCUCUCAAAAACAAAAGAAAGGGGAAAACGCUCUUCCAUUUCCAGAUAUUGGAGCAGACCAACUAGGAAAAUGUUUGCCCAACUAUGACACUGUUGGUCUCAGUAUUUUAUCACACAGUCCCAAAAAUGAUGAUUUGAUUCAAGAAGCAUGUAUUGAUGCAGACAGCACUGGUCAAUGUUUCAUCUCUUUUUCACACCAAGAGCCACUCUCUUUUUCCAGUGACCUUCUUUCAGCAGCUUCUUUGCCCAAUAUGAAAAAUAAUGUUUUAAUUGAGACUACUGGUCAAGAAACAGUGUUCAGAAUAAAGAUACCAGCGAGCAAUCCGAAGCUUGCACCGGUCGUGCUUAUGGUUUAUGCUGCCAGAUCUAAUGGAAGUAUUCCUGGGGUUUACAAAAUGCUGAUCAACUGUAGCAAAGUUACCAGAGCUGAUGAAUCUUCAUUAACCCCUAAAAAUCGUACAUGGGGGAUUAAUUUACAAGGGUUCAAAAUGGGUCUUCAUUUUAGGGGUUUUCAACAUGCAGAGCCUGAGAUCUGUUCACAUUUUAAGUUUGAAAGGUGGAUGACAAGUCUUCCAGUUUGUUCUUACAAAGGGGGAAAUGAUGUAAAAGUAUGCAUAGGCCUUUCCCAACCAAUGGUUCUACAAAUAGACCUUAUACCACUAGGUAAUGAAGCUAAAAAUUCCCCAUGUGAUAAACUUACAUCAGUGCAGCAAUCCGACAGCACUUCAGCAACUUUUGUUCUUCGAGUUCCUUAUAAAGGUUGGUUUUCUGUGAAUAUAUUUGGGAGAAAAAAGAGUGAUGACACUGGUUCUCUGCCUUGUUUGGGUCAACUGCUCAUUACAGCUUCUCAGCCAAGCAGGUGCACAACUCCCUUCCCUGUAUAAACUCUUAGAAAUGAUUUGUUGUGUCUUUAGCAGCAAGUCCAUUGACCAUGUUUACAGUAAAAAAAAAACAGUAAGUGAAUGUUUGGAUUAUUUUUACCUGACAGCCACCAAUGAAAAUCCAUCCUGGGCAGAUUUUUUGCAAAUGUAUCCUGUCAAGAAUAUUUGUACAUUUGACUCGCAUACAAACUAGUUAGAGUCUGGGAAGAGAUUUUAUUUUGUUGUGCACAGGAAAUAUAAUUCAAUGAAAGUCGUCUAUGUGCUUGUGUAACAUAUGAUUGCCAUAAAUUUUGUGUUGUGAUUUUUACUUUACUAAAAAAAUUAUACCAACACCAAUAAUAAUCACUGUGUUAUUUCAUUUAAAUAAAAUAAUAAUAAUCACAAAUAUGAUUGUUUUACAUACGCUUUAAUGUGAACUUAUUUAUAAAAAAAUAUUUUAAUUCGUUAUAUUUGUAAAUACAGGCAAUUUGAAGAGUUUUAAAUAAAAAAAUAACAGCAACUGUAUAUUUUUGAUUGUGUAAGAAAUAUGUUGCAAGGAAACAGUUCAAACGAAAACUUUUACAACAAUUACAAACAUCUGACGUUUUCACGACGUUUUAAGUUUUCAUUGACAUUUCUAUGUUGGUCUUUAUCUUUUGUCGAAAAUCUGGUAUUCCCCCAAGUAUUGAGAAAUGUUUGCAAAUAAAAACAAAGCGAGGUUUCUGGUUAAAAUACUAAAUAUAGUAAUAUACGUGUGUUUACUUGAGCACUGACUGUAACGAAUGUGUAUAUGUUUAACUAUCCAUUGUAAAAUCAUUUUC
Molecule: messenger RNA, 3966 nt
Organism: Ciona intestinalis (vase tunicate)
Lineage: Eukaryota; Metazoa; Chordata; Ascidiacea; Phlebobranchia; Cionidae
Source: RefSeq, a predicted model, not a curated record